AUGAAUUCGUCUACCAAGAUCAACACUCAAGUUCUAGAAAAUCAUGUCAAGGAUGUCCUCUCCAGUGCCAAGUCGAAACUCACUGAUCUCAAUAAGGACAUUGACAAGCUUUCUAAAGAAAACGAUGAGCUCUAGAAGCAAGUAGACCAGUCUAAUACCUAGAAAUCAGAAUUGCAAGAGAAAAAUCGCAAUUUAACUGAAAACCUCAAAAAGUUAAAGGUACACAAUGAAGACUUGAACAGAUAAAAGCAGGAAUUAAGUUAGGAGUUGAAGCAAGUGAAGGAUGAGUUAUCUCAGCUGAUGGAUAGGGCAGAUCAGCAAAAGAAUUAGAUUAUGAAGGAGAUCAUGCAGUUGAAGGAAACUGAGAAGCAACUGAAUGACACUCGAGAGAAAGAGAGAAAAAACUAUGAGGAGGCUCACAAAAACAACAAGAAGAAAAUAGAGAUGCUGACUGAGAGUCUCAACAAAAAGGAGGCUGAGAUUACUGACCUCAAGAUGGCUUUGAUUGAACUUAAUGAGAAAGAGACUCAAAGGAUGAUGGAGCUGGAAAGGGAAGCUGAUUAGUUCAAGAAAAUCAUCAAUAAAAAGUAGUGA
Stylonychia lemnae is the source of this 594-nucleotide messenger RNA. The record is from the annotation of a GenBank genome assembly. NCBI's taxonomy places the organism in Eukaryota, Ciliophora, Spirotrichea, Sporadotrichida, Oxytrichidae.